This is a messenger RNA of Bombus terrestris (buff-tailed bumblebee), 1249 nucleotides long. RefSeq lists its product as uncharacterized. NCBI's taxonomy places the organism in Eukaryota, Metazoa, Arthropoda, Insecta, Hymenoptera, Apidae. The transcript has 4 exons. The record is from RefSeq and is a predicted model, not a curated record. The coding region runs from base 246 to 1124 and encodes 292 amino acids.
GUUUGACUCCAAUUAUCUAUAUGUGGUGACAAUCUAUACUGCACCGUAAAAUGAUCUUUCCGACUUCUUGAAAUUUGUUUAUUUCGUUGGCAUUUGAAUUUUGUUUGUCCCUGAUUGACCAAUCAAGUACGCAUUUUUUGAUAUGGAUGAAGUUUAGCGCGUAAUCAUAUUAAUCACCGGUAUGGUAAAGAAUACAAUUGCAAAUUUAAUAAUCUGUAUUUUUUCAUUUUAUAAAGAAAGUCUCGAUGAAACUUUUAGAAGAAUAUCAAGAACUUGUUGAACGUGAUUCGGUUGAAAUUUCUUGUUUAUGGAAAUAUUUACAAAUGUUUUUGUAUUUACUGUGCGCGAUUAGCGGAUAUGCGUCUAGCGUUUUAUUCUACACAUUAUGGGAACAAAUUUUCGGAGGUAACUGCCCAUUGUGGGCAAAAGCUAUUCUGUUGAAAGAAGAUAUAAAAUUAGAUGAUAUUCAUGGAGUAUGUAAAAUUAAUUCAGACUGGUGGAAGUAUAUUUAUAUUGAUUAUCGGUAUGAAAAUAUAUGUGUUGUGUAUUUAAUAACAAGCUUCUCAUCUUGCAUAUUUGGAAUCGUAUGGUUUAUUCUAUUCCUUAUGUGUGGAAAAGGAGGAUAUGAUGUAACAAUAUAUCCAGGUCCAUGGAGAAUUGUAUUUCCUGCAAUAUACUUUAAUCUUGUAUUUACAAUUAUAUCCAUAUAUACACAUUAUAAUUUACAACAAGGAUAUAAAACAUUAAGCAAAAAUAUAAAAAAUAUCUCUUCUGAAAUAUAUGAUAUGUGCCAAAUAAUUGUGGAUGUAAGUGAUUGUGAAAUCAUAAGGAUAUACAUGAAUAUAUAUAACUUUUACACACAUAAUCUUGAUUAUAUGUGUAAUAUAAUCUUAUAUCUUCAGGUAAUAUUCCAUGCAAACAUAUCUUAUCCUUUUUUACACUUUUUUCACCUAUGUUUUAUAGUACAAGAAAUAUUGAAAUAUGUAAUAAAUAUCCUUAAGGUCCCUUCAGUUGUAAUGAUGUGCAGUUGGAUAGGAGGGCUGGUAAUAUUAAUUUUCAGAAUAAUUAUGAUCAAUGACUUUAGAAUUUUAAGGAUUAAAAUCUAUGAAUUAAAGGAAGAAUAACUCUCAAUGUUUAUUAUACAUAUAAAAAAAACGUUUAUUCUCUGUGCAAACUUUACAUUUUUCUGUAAAUUUAUACUAUGUAAAGCAGUAAAACAGUAAAAAAUAUGUAAUUAAUGGUUAUACAA